Molecule: messenger RNA, 906 nt
Organism: Penicillium oxalicum
Lineage: Eukaryota; Fungi; Ascomycota; Eurotiomycetes; Eurotiales; Aspergillaceae
Gene: gtmA
Product: gliotoxin thiomethyltransferase
Exons: 4
Coding region: 1-906 (301 amino acids)
Source: RefSeq, a predicted model, not a curated record
AUGGCUGCAAACACAAAAGGCUGGGAGAAGAUCUUCAAAGAUGACCAGUUUGUCAAGCAGUACAAAACCGGCGAACAUAUUACUGGUCGAUUUGCCCGGAUUCUUCUCGAUCAGAGUGGCUUGCUCACCAAUUCUUCUCCCGAUACUUCGCUCAUAGUGUUCGACAAUGCGUGUGGUACUGGUGUCGUUUCUAGUAUCUUGCAAAGUGAGCUUGAUGAUCAAGUCAAACGCAAAAUGCAAUUGACCUGCGGAGACAUCUCACCGGGGAUGUUGGAAUACGCCAAAGCCCGGGCAGAUGAGGAGGGUUGGCAAAACGCGCGUUUUGAGAUCAUCGAUGCGCAGCAGUCCGGACUUCCCUCGUCGCACUUUACCCACGUUAUUGCUUCGUUUGUGCUUAUUCUGCCUGGUGCGCUUCUAGUUUACAUGGCGCUUCCAAAGUCACUGGCAGCUCUUGAUGAUGCUACCAGAAUCCUGCGGCCCGGGGGCACUCUAGCAUUUUCGACUUGGAUACAGCCCGGAUGGCUCUCCGUCAUGCAGAAAGGUAUCGAGACAAUUCCAGGGAAUCUUCCAUUUCCCAGUGCCUCGCAAUUUCUCGCGGCCUUGAAUGGUGAGAAGUGGAACUCAAUUGAAUGGAUCGUCUCAGAGUUGGAAAAACGAGGCUACCAGGACGUCAACGUGCGCCCUGUCACUGACAAAUUAUCACUCAACGUGUCUGAUUUCGAGAACAUGAGCAUGACCAUGUUUCCAAUGGUGACCAAGGCCUUCUGGACUGAAGAACAGCGAAAGUACAGUCUCGACGAGGUUCGCCUUGCAUUGAGAAAUUACCUACAGAACACUUAUGGGCACGAAGGAGACAUUCCAAUGCAGUGGACUGCGAUUAUGGCGACAGCUCGCAAGCCCAAUUAG